AUGGACAACAGACCUGGCGUGCACCGGACGCCCUCGCCGGGCCACCCACUGCAACACGGAUACCAAUUGGACGAUGUCCCGUACGGCCAACAUCCGCCGCCGCCGCCGCCGCCGAGCGGCCUUGAUGUCCCGGGGCGCCAGGGUGCCUAUACACCGAGCGACAUACUUCCCCUCAACGCCGCUCACAGUAUAGACAACCUGUCGCAAAGCCACUAUGGCGGCCACGCCCCGGGCUAUGGCGGUUCCGAAUACGCGGUCAACCCCGAGCAACAUCAUGAUGCCUACUACAAUCAGCCAUAUGAGCCCGCUCAGGGGACACCAUAUCAGGAGUAUCAGAGCUACGACCUUGAAGAUUCGCGGCCAAUGCUCGCUCAGAACGAUUCCUACGCUGCGGGCGGCCAGCCAGAGCUAUACCAAGACGAACCCCGGCAACAACAGCAGCAACAACAACAAGGUGGUGGCGCUCCUAUCAAGAGAUGGAAGACGGUCAAGCAGGUCCUUCUGUACCGAGGAAACCUGGUUCUCGAUUGUCCAAUCCCACCGAGACUGCUCAACCAGUUACCCCACGGCGAACGAGACGAGUUUACCCACAUGCGGUACACUGCCGCCACUUGCGACCCCAACGACUUUUACGAUGAGAAUUUUACGUUGCGCCAGAAGCUCUUCAGCAAGCCGCGCCACACAGAACUGUUCAUCGUCGUCACCAUGUACAACGAGGACGACAUAUUAUUCGCCCGUAGUAUGGCUGGCGUGUUGAAAAACGUUGAGUAUAUGUGCGGCCGAAAGGAAAGCAAAACCUGGGGACCCGAUGCGUGGAAGAAGAUUGUUGUUUGCGUGGUUAGCGACGGCCGAGCCAAAAUUAAUCCCCGAACCCGCGCCCUCCUUGCUGGUAUGGGUGUCUACCAGGAGGGUAUUGCCAAGCAGCAAGUCAACGGCAAGGAUGUGACGGCCCAUAUUUACGAAUACACAACGCAGGUGGGCAUGGUCAUAAAGAACGAUGUCGUCCAGCUGGUCCCCAAGAAGCAGCCAGUGCAAAUGCUAUUCUGCCUGAAGGAGAAGAACCAAAAGAAGAUCAACUCGCACAGGUGGUUCUUUCAAGCCUUCGGCCGUGUGCUGAACCCCAACAUUUGUGUGCUGAUUGAUGCUGGUACCAAGCCGGGAGGCAACUCCAUCUACCAUCUGUGGAAGGCGUUUGACCUUGAGCCUAUGUGCGGAGGUGCGUGUGGUGAAAUCAAGGCCAUGUUGGGAACAGGCGGCAAGCAUCUGCUCAACCCUCUGGUUGCUACUCAAAACUUCGAGUACAAGAUGAGCAAUAUUCUCGAUAAGCCGCUCGAGUCCGCGUUUGGCUUUAUUUCAGUCUUGCCCGGUGCCUUUUCGGCCUACCGAUACGUCGCCCUCCAGAACGACAAGAAUGGCCUAGGCCCAUUGGAGAAGUACUUCAAGGGCGAGACGCUGCAUGGCGCCGGCGCUGGUGUUUUCACUGCCAACAUGUACCUCGCCGAAGAUCGUAUCCUUUGUUUCGAACUCGUCACGAAGCGCAACUGCCAUUGGAUCCUGCAAUACGUCAAGUCGGCGACUGGAGAAACAGAUGUGCCCGACAGCGUCACAGAACUGAUUCUGCAACGCCGUCGUUGGCUCAACGGCUCUUUUUUCGCUGCCAUCUACGCUAUUGCUCACUUCUAUGAGUUCUUCCGGUCGGACCAUUCGAUUCUGCGCAAACUGGCCUUCUUCAUUGAGUUCGUGUUCAACACAAUUAACAUGGUCUUUGCUUGGUUCGGUAUAGGCAACUUCUUCCUGGUUUUCAAGAUCUUGACGACAAGUUUGGGCACGGACGACUUGCUGGGCACUGUCGGUACCAUCUUGGGCGUGGUGUUCACUUGGUUCUAUGGUAUCUCUUUGAUGUCGUGUUUCGUCCUUUCCAUGGGUAACCGUCCGUCGGGGUCCGGGAAACUGUAUACCGCAAUGGUUAUCUUCUGGUGUGUGAUCAUGAUAUACCUCACCUUCGCCGCGGUCUUCAUCGCGGUCAAGGCUGUUCAGACCGAAGUCGCGGACGGAUUUGUUUUGAGUGAUCUUAUUACGAACAAGAUUUUCUUCUCGCUGAUCGUGUCCAUGCUGUCAACAUGGGGCAUGUGGUUGAUUGCUUCAAUCAUCAUGUUCGACCCUUGGCACAUGCUUACGUCCUUCAUACAAUAUCUACUUCUCACGCCCACUUUCAUCAACGUUCUCAACGUGUACGCCUUCUGCAACACGCACGAUAUCUCUUGGGGUACCAAGGGUGACGACAAGCCCGAUGUACUCCCGACGGUCGACACCAAGGACGGAAAGGGUAAGACCGAUCUGCCUGACGAGGGUGACCUGAACGCGUCAUACGAGCGUGAGCUAGCGGUCUUCAGCAAGAAGCACGUUGAGAUCAAGAAGCCUCCCACGGAUUCCGACAAGGCCGAGGCUCAACAGGAUUACUAUCGCUGGAUUCGGUCACUGGUCGUUCUCAUUUGGAUGAUCACCAACUUUGGUCUUGUCGCUCUCGUUCUUAGUACCGCAGGUUUGGAACGCCUUAACCCGGACUCGGCUGCUGCCGCCGAGGACGAACGUGCGAACUUGUACAUGACGAUCAUUCUCUGGACCGUCGCGGGCCUCAGUGCCUUCAAAUUCAUCGGUGCUAUGUGGUUCUUGAUCGUGCGCAUGUUCAGGGGUGUAUAA
Pseudomassariella vexata is the source of this 2700-nucleotide messenger RNA. RefSeq names its product chitin synthase 3. NCBI's taxonomy places the organism in Eukaryota, Fungi, Ascomycota, Sordariomycetes, Amphisphaeriales, Pseudomassariaceae. Gene Ontology annotation, cellular component: cell septum; cell periphery. Gene Ontology annotation, molecular function: chitin synthase activity. The coding region runs from base 1 to 2700 and encodes 899 amino acids. The transcript has 2 exons. The record is from RefSeq and is a predicted model, not a curated record.